CAGAUGUUCAAAAAUUCGCCGACGAUUUCGAUCGAAAAUUUCAGAAUUUCCCACCCUCCGCGCUCGCUAAAAGGCGACGGAUAAAGAGACCCGAUAAACACGCGGAUAAUUCCAUCUAUAAAACCGUGUUUAAAAGCUACGUCCACCGAGUCCAAAAAUGAUUACCCAAAGCACGGUCGCACAAAAAGCUUUUCAGAGCUCCUCGUCGCUCCUUCUCCCUGGCCAUCAAUUUCCACGCGUUAUUCACAAAACGAAGAGUCACGAAAAAUGAAGGAAAAAAACGAAAAAAACAAAAAAAAACGAAAGAAAGAAAUUUAAAUAAAGUACGACCGUUAUCUGACUGUUGGGAUACGUAUAAUAUUUACAUGGAAAUGAAAACGAUCUGAUCGUUCUGUGACCGAUUCAAGGUUACCAUAACAAAAUGACCGUAAAUGUAGCCAUAAAUUUCAUCUCCACGGGGUGUAAUAGCUGCACGUGAAUGUAUCUGCACGCUUUAUUGCGUGCAUAACUCCCCCGUCUAUAUACGUAUAUAGAUAAGAAUGACAAUCAUUUUUUAACAUCGGUUACGAGAGUAUUAACUGUACACGUUACACGGGGUAGCGAUCAACGUUCGUAUUUCAUCGACAUUCGAACAUUCGGGUUUCGCCCGACGAAAACGGUAGCAGGUUCACCGGAAUAUUUCUCCACGCUCGUCAUGAACAACUUCUCGUGGAUUUAUUGUUCGUUGUGGAUAUACGGUGAGAUCAUUACCAGCGAGAGCAUCGUCUCGUCGCCGAUGACCCUUGAACGGAAUUACGCGGACGCGACGGAGAGGGCUCGCGAGCUCGCUAAACUACAUCCGAUGGUGACGUGCGUGCGGAGCAUAGCCAAAGGCUGGUUCGUCAACGAGGAAAGAGUUCCGGUUCUGCUGCCGAGUUUUCUGGACAUCCACGGAUUGUCGGAAACAUUAUUCUCCGGACUCCAGGAGGAAGUGGUCACUUAUUCGGUAGCGGAGAAUUUCGCCAACGAGUCGAUUUACCAGACGGCUCACAGCGCCGUCGUAUUGAUUCGCAACUCCACGGACUUCGCUUCCAUAAACGAUCUGAACAAUCUGUGCGCCCCGAGAUGCAGAUUCGUCGUGUGUCUGGUGACUUCCUACGAGAACGAGACUGGCUUUCUGACGGAAGCGAACCAAGUGGUGGAAGCCCUAUGGGCGAUGUGGAUUGCCACCGCAGUGAUAGUGGCACCGGUCGCCGAAAAACACCUCGUCGCCGGAAGCUACGCUUUCAAAGCUGAGGCGUGGAGGGUACCGGCGCUACCGGAAAUACUGGGAGAUUGCAGCCGCUUGGACAGGGAGAGCAACGAGCUGAUAUUUCACGAGGUGAUGUUGAAUCACUGCAGAAUAAACAUCACCGUAUUCGAUUGUCCCCCCUACGCCGACGUUGCGGAAGAAGAGGGUCGCGAAGUGGUCGUCGGUAUGGAAGGUGAUCUCUUCGAAACCGUGGCCUUCGACUUGGGACUGAACUUGAACAGGAUGAACAUCAACGACGACAACAACGACAGCGUGUACGACGACCUGGUGGCUAUUCUGGACGAUCCCGACGGCAGCGACGUGGUAUUUUGCGGAAUGUACUGGGGUGAUUCGGACACGGUGGAGUACAGCAUCCCCUACGAACAGGAGCAGAUAGUGUGGCUGGUGCCUUCCAGACCAGGUUUCAGUCUUUUGGGAUUGGUGACGCCGUUGAGACCGAGAGUGUGGUACGCUGUGAUCGGAUUGUUGAUUUUAGCCGGUCUUCUGAGGAUCCUGUUGUUCAAAAACUUAUCGAUUUUGGACGUCUUCGGUCUUGUAUUGGGCAUAGCGUUGCCCCGGCAACCGACGAGUUUGUCGAAUAGGAUCCAAUUUGCCUCAUGGGUGUUAUUCGGCUAUGUGAUAACCCAAAGUUAUUUGGCUUCUCUGGCCGGGCAACUCAUGAAUACAAAUUAUCAAACGAUCGAGACGAUGGAAGAACUCGCUAGCUCCGGGAUUACUUUCGGCGGUACCGCUCGCCACCGGGAUCUCUUCAAGAACGACGACACCGAGAUAAGCCAAAAAAUUUACGACAAAUAUCAAGUUCUCAGUCAGAUGGAGUACGAACAGGUGGCGGAGGACAUGAAGAUCGGUAAAAACACCAGUAUGGCUCUGGUGGUGGAAAUGAAAAUUUCACACGUUCAGUAUCACCCCGGUCCCUACGACCCCCACAAACUCAACGAGAUCAUAGCAGCCUAUCCUAUAUCCCUGGUGGUUUGGAAGGGCUUGCCUUACCUGGACCAAAUCAACGCCAAGGUCUCCCGUCUCACGGAAGGCGGUCUGGUCAAUCACUGGGCGGGCAAAAACGUCAACGGUUCCUAUCCUAUGGUCGACAUCAGCAGGUCAAACGAACUGGACAUUCUACACCUCAGUCCAAGUUUCUUCCUACUGUUGCUCGGUCACGCUUUGAGCAUAACGAUAUUUCUCAUCGAGAUCGCGGUUUAUGCUAAAAAGAGUAAUCGGUUCACGUCACACGGUAAACGUGGGAAAAAGUCGAGAUAAUUUUUCUGGUUUUCUCGUUGAAAGAAAAAAAAAAAAAAAAAAAAAGAAAGAAAGAGAAGGCGAUAAAAAUGCUCCGUGUAUAAGGAAAAAAUAUAUUUCUCCCCAGCUUUUUUUUUUUUUAGAGCAUAUUGAGAUGUCGUAACGGCGACGAUGAUCGUUACAUAAAAAUAGAAAGGGGAUUCGUCGAGCACGCGAUAACGAUGAAGCGGCGUCGAAUUCGCGGUCGAUGUGCGAGGGGUGAGUCGGGGGAUGACGGGGAUGACACACGUAACUACACGGAUGUCGCGAGGGGGUAUCGGGGUGAUCAAAAAGAAGCCUUUUUUUCACGAUUGUUAUCGUGGUUUUAUUUUUUAUUACUUUAGGCAGGGUUCGCGGGGGGUGACGUACAAGUUUGUUUCAGGGGUGGCGCGUAACGCGGAGCGUGUAGUUGUCGCGGGGCGGUCCACACGCGAAUAGUUAUUAUUCGGUGUCCCGUUACCCGACCGAUUCCCGAACACCUAAACACGCCAGUUUCACACAUACAAUUCGCGCAAUUUAUGAUCCUAUCAAAACGAGGCAACAACAAUUACUACCGAGGGUAGUAAAAUAUAUAACAAACCAACCGACAAACCAUCCGAACCGACCGACCGACCGACCACUGUUUUCGGUUCCCGGCUCAGUUGUGAAUCACCGAGGGCAACAGGAACUCCAUCUCUGUAUUGACCGUUCUAUGCGCACCGCCUAUUGUGUAUAUAUACGUAUAUACAUUCAUCCCACAUAAACAACUGCACGCGAACCCCGGUGAGUUUAACUAGUCUAGCGAAAGGGCGUGGGCCGCAGGUGGAACUAGGUAAUUUGAAUUUUUAUUUCCACUCUAAAUUGGAAGAGAGUUGUCGUUUUUUUUUUUUUUUUUUUUUUUUUUUUUUUCUAUUUAUUUUUAUCGCAUAUUUGUUUUACCGUAUCGCGGAAAACAUUUCAUUUAUCGUUACACGGCGAUCUAAUUUUCGCCCUCCAUUUUAUUACACUGCAAUUGAAAUUCCCCAUCGAUCAAAAUUCGCGGGUAAUAAUAUAUCGCGAUCGAUCUUUCGGGCGUCGAAGGACUCGACAAAUAAAUAUAUACCAUUCGGAAUUCUAUGUUCUGUAUAAUUUCUGCGCGAGGGUAUAAAACGUGCAGAACUGCAAUAGGUAGACACCGUAUCGGGAUGAUCCUCUUCUUGGAUUAAGCAACAGCACAACGCUCGUAAAACCGAAUGACUCCUGAGACGCUCGAAAUACCCAGUCAAGGAUUAGCGGAGCCGGUUUCACGGCAUAUUGGAUCCUAUUGCGGGUCCGUCGAGUCCCCCGGUAUUUCUGACCAAUCGGUACCGACCCCCUACCGAACGGAGAGAUAAAAAAUAUUAAACUUCCUUUACCGCUCAGAGGUGAACCGCCGAUUGCUUAUUACGUAACUGCGUCAGGUUCACCGAAGGACAGAAACAAAAAUAUCCCUAUCGAAAAUCUAUAAUCUUUCAGAUUUUUCAUCCCCGUUCUGAGAUCACGUGCGCGCGUCACGAAACGGAAUUCAAUGCAGGCGUGUAGCGGGAGCCAUCCAAUUUUCUGGCCGGUAACGAUUAGAGAUAAUUUUUCCCGUGAGAAUUUGGAAAAAGGAAAAAGUAAAAAAAAAAAAAAACAGAGAGAGAAGGGUGUUCGAAAAGAGGGAGGGAGGGGUGGCCGUAGGUAGAAAUUGACUGUUUUCGCGUAUCGAGGUCCUCUGGGAUCGGGAAGAAAGUGACGAGGAAGGUGAAAAUUUCUUUGUUCCCUUUUUUCUCCCCCUCCCCCACCAUCUCCAGUACCUAUAUAUAUACCUCUGAAAAAGAAGGGUUCCGUCGAAAAAGAUAAAAUGGAAGUAAAAAAAAAAAAAAAAAUCAGCGGAUAGAUGAAAACUUUUUUUCACGAGACAUUUCCCCGCGUCGACGACCGAUCUUAAAAUCCAUAGGGAUAACCCAUCGCUUUUGGCCGAUCGGCGAUUUUCGUGGUUAAUAUUUCGUUGACAUUUUAUAUGGCAACGUGUACACGUCCGUCGAUGUAUUAUACCUAUAUGUAAUAUUCCAUAUCCUGCAUGAUUCGCUAUACGAUUCUGUGAAUAUACAUCAUCAAUGAUCGGGGUGGAAAAGGGAGGAUAAAGUAAUAUCUGCAUUAUCAUUAUAGUAUUACCGAUAAUCGAUGGAAACGGAUGGCUUUGGCAAUCGUUUCAUCAAUCUUGUGUAGCGAUAUUGAAUAAUUGAUUCUCUCAAUUCUCUGUAAAACUAUAUUAAAAUGGAGAUUCGAUAGAAAAUUUUUUCGACCGGCUAAUUUAAUUACCUUCAGAGCUUUUAGAGCGGUAUACUAAAAAUUCCUUCAUCUCGCGAGCUUUUUAGCAAUAUUUCGAAUGCGUCGUAACCCAAAAGUCGGACGGACUACUAACAUGCUAAGUAUAGGCAUGUACGCCGUAUAGGUUGACGUAGUCGUUCUCGUAAAAAACAACGACGGUUGUACGUCCUCGUGAAAGUCUAUUAGGUGGAAACAGGGCGCGCGAUUCAAAAGCAAAAAAUAAAGGGUACGAAAAACAAAAAUGAAAAAACAAAAAAAUAAAAAAAACCAGGCGAAGAAAGAAGUGAGAAAAAAUUACCACCUCCUCGCAAAGCUUUUCGAAUUUGUCAGAGGUUGUUUUUCUUUUUUUUUUUCUUUUUUUCUUCUAUACGCCUUCCAAAAUGCGGUGAUGUAACGUUGGCCAUUUUCACUGCUCGAGUUCGAGAAAAAUUCCCUCGUGAGAAAGUUUGAAUUGCUGGACGGUAACGAAACGGCCGUCGAUGGGUAUGGGGUGUUAGGAUCGCCGUUGAUGGCUUUCAACCGAAUUUCGUGCGUGAAUAUAAGAAAUACUUUCGGCACGUGAGGCCAUUGUUGAAAUUAUCAUGCACUGUGCGGUUACGCGGUGGUGGGUCCUAAACGCCCGAAACGACGACAUUUGACUAAUUUACUCAACGCGUAAUUUAUACAUACGAUCGUUUCUGGAGCGAUCGCCGUAUAAAAGGUGGCGUGGUAAUAGCGCGGCUUAAGUCGCUGAACGUCAAAGUCACGUGCAAGACCUGCACCCGAAUGGCGUGAGUCGUGAAUCUUCAGCUUUUAUAUUCAGCUCGAGUCUCGUGCGUUCGUAAAGAUUCGAAUAAGAAAUGUCAAUCGUUUUACUUUUCACGCUAGACGGGAUGUCCCUUUUCUUCUUCAAAGCGUAAAAUGGAAAUACUUGACUCUGGACGGAGGUGGGGAGGGGGGGUGCGGUGCGGUGGAUAUGAAACGACGCGAUUUAUUGGUAAACGAUAAACGAUAACGGAAUAACUAUUAGUCGUAAAAAUUGUACGCUCCGCUGGUCAAAAAUCGAUGCGGAAUUUUAGCCGUGAAAUUUGAUUCGGGUGCACGGGAUCAGUGCGUAAUCUGGCUAUCGCAGUCGGGCGAAAUUCGAAUUUAUAAUAUUUAUCGGAAAAUAAUUAUUUGUGUUUUUUUUUAAUUUUUUUCAUCUGACUUUUCACUGCACGCGCGUAUCGCCGCGCAAUAUGUAUAAUGCGGAGCGGUUAAAAACGGUCUGCUGAAAUAGAAAAUACGAAUCUCUUUUUUUUUUCUAUCCCGUUUUGCUUUCACAUGUUAUUUAUAUCCUCGUGUUCGACCAGCGCGCACGUUGCAGUUAUAGUUGUAAUGAUAAAUUUGAAUGUAUUAUUUCAUACUUUCAACCCUCUCAACAUGGCAGUCGUCAUUUUCAUCGAUAUAGAAUUUAUGUGGAGGAGAAAAGUCGAUCGGUUAAUUUCCUCUCGCUGGUUCUACGCGUCCUCCGAAAAGGAGCGACGGCAUUCUCCGAAUCCGGGAAAUCAGCGAACCAAAAUUCAACCCUUAUACGUACGGUGUACGUACGUAACACGGGAAUUUUGUAUAUGUAUGUAUGACGCGUAGAAAAUCGAGAGAUAUAUCGCAGAUGGAGAGGGUCAAAGUCAGUGCGUCCUUGAGAGAGAACUCCGAGAGCCGAUAUACGGGCGACAAAGGGAAAUAUACAAGUAGAAGGAACUCGAACUCUGACCAAAGAGUAACAUUUUCUUUACGAUUUUUCGCCUCCCACCCGACGACACCGCGUCGUCACCGAGGAGGGCCCGCAGCACGCCGGCUCGCGCUCCUUUAUUAUCUUUCAUUUUCCCUUUUUCACUUUCUUUCCAUUUUGUUUGUUUGUUUGUUUGUUUUUUUUUGUUUUCUUUCUAUUUGUUCGGUUCUUUCUUUUCUCUUCUCUCGCGCUCUGUUAAACGUCUUUGUGAACGAAAAAGCGGAGAAACAAACUCACGGCUCUGCACGAAUGCCCGAAAACGAGCUAGCUCUCCUCUUUCUUUCUUCCCCCUCCCCCCCCCCCCUCCCCCCCACCCGAAAUAGAAAGAGGUUGCAGGGACAAACGAACGAGGAAAGAAUAAAGUGGAGAGAAUUUCAGCGUUGGUCAGACGACGAUCUCCUUAGCAUGAUUGUUAUCAGUGAUGUAUUGUUAGCUUGCGAGGCAUGCCAACGAACCAAAGAUUAAAGAGGGUUCCGGCGCAGAAGAGAGAAUUCCGCCAUACGGAGGAGGGAGAAACUGGUUUAUCAACUAUCCAGCUGCUCAAUGGAAUCGGUUUUCUGGCCAGAGGUUGCGGAGGAUGCUGCAGAGGGUCGUUUCUGUCGACCUUCGGACUGCGGGGAGGAGGCGAGCUGUGUCAGCUUGUCGUCCUUUAUCCGACUCUCCCGACCCAGCCUGCAGUUUCUCUCGGUGUUCGGAGAAAGAAAAAAAAACGAAAAAAAAAAAGAAAAAAAGGAAGAAGAAGAAAAAGAAAAAUGCGGAGCGGGAGAAGCGAACGCUGAAAACGGGAGGAAAAGCGGUUUUUCGGGAGAAAUUAUG
This is a messenger RNA of Athalia rosae (coleseed sawfly), 7442 nucleotides long. Its product is annotated as glutamate receptor 2.5-like. The coding region runs from base 695 to 2548 and encodes 617 amino acids. NCBI's taxonomy places the organism in Eukaryota, Metazoa, Arthropoda, Insecta, Hymenoptera, Athaliidae. The transcript is spliced from 2 exons. The record is from RefSeq and is a predicted model, not a curated record.